CCCCUACCCCUUGUUUUUUAUAACACCUUUUUUUUUUUUUUUGCUUGUUAAACAUGGCUAAUGUAUUCUCUACAUUAGCACAAGGAAAAAAGCCUUUGACGGGUGUAUUAGUGUUAUCUUUAAUCUAUGCGGUUCAUAAAGCAAGACAACAAUUUAAAAACAACAUGCCUUUACCACAAACAGGCAUUAAGAAAAAGUACAAGAAAGUGGGUGUCAAUGCUGAAUUCUUUGAACAAAUGAAAAAGUUAUUACCCAUUUGUGUUCCAGGUGUUUUUUCAAAGGAAUCAGGACUCUUAGUUAUACUUGCAACUGUACUCAUUGCACGUACCUGGUUGGAUAUUUGGUUUUCUGGAUUCAACGGCUCCGUAGUCAAGGCCAUUGUUUCCAGAGAUAGAAAGCAAUUCAUCGCAAAAGCCAUUGUUGAAUUUGGAUUAAUGAUGUGGCCUAUGAGUAUUGUAAAUAAUUCAUUAAAGUUAACCAUCAAUGCUCUUGCCCUUUGUUUCCGUCAACGAUUAACCAAGCAUGCACACAAUCAAUAUUUGGAUGGAAUUACAUUUUAUAAAGUGUCUAAUUUGGAUAAUCGACUUCAAAAUGCGGAUCAAUUGUUAACACAAGAUAUUGACAAAUUUUCAGAUAAUUUGUCUCAUUUAUACUCGGAUAUUGCCAAGCCUGUAGUGGAUAUCUUUUUAUUUGCAUACAAAUUGGGAGAAGCCAUUGGUAACGAAGCACCAUUCUUUAUGAUUGCUUAUUUUGUCAUGUCAGGUGUCUUGCUUCGUGCAUUUUCUCCUCCCUUUGGCCGAUACACUGCAAUUGAACAAAAGCUUGAAGGUGAUUUCCGUUUCACACAUUCUCGUAUCAUCACGCACUCCGAGGAAAUUGCAUUUUAUCGUGGUGGAGAUCGUGAAAAGGAAGUUGUUAACAAUACAUUUGAAAAGAUUUCCAAUCAUGUCCGUAAAGUGUACACUUUACGUUUCUUGAAUGGUAUUUUUGAUUCUGUCCUUGUCAAGUACUGUGCAACCAUGACUGCAUACUAUCUAUUAGCAAGACCUGUGUUUGAUCCUCGUUACGCUACGAAACAUAUGGGAAUUGAUCAUGAUCCUACGAAAUUGAUGGAAGAUUAUUCUAGAAAUUCCAGUUAUUUAAUUAAUUUAUCGCAAGCGGUGGGUAGACUGAUUCUCACAGGUCGUGAUUUAACUCGAUUUGCUGGUUACACAUCUCGUGUGGCCGAUUUAUUUGAUGUGCUGAGUGAUGUGCGUAAUGGUAAAUACAAGCGCACAAUGAUGUCUACAGAAGAAUCAGGAGCAGGCAAAAAUAAGCUUGUGGAUACAAAUAACACUAAAGGCAAAGUUUUGAUUCGUGAUGGUGUGAUUGUCUUUGACAAGGUGCCUAUUGUCACACCCAACAGUGAUGUUUUGCUCAAGGAUCUCUCUUUUAAAGUCAGUACGGGAAUGAAUUGUUUAAUUUCAGGACCCAAUGGAUGUGGUAAAAGUUCCUUGUUCCGUAUUUUGGGUGAUUUAUGGCCAUUAUUUGGCGGAACAGUGACAAAACCUGCAGCAACCAAAUUAUUUUAUGUGCCUCAAAAGCCUUACCUUCCUUUGGGUACCUUUAGAGAUCAGGUGAUUUAUCCCGAUACGCGACAAGAAGCGGAAGCUAAGGGGUUGAAUGAUGAUGGCUUGAUGGCUUUAUUAGAUACAGUUCAUCUUGGGUAUCUCGUAGAGCGUGAAGGAGGUUGGGAUACAGUACAAGAUUGGGCCGAUGUAUUAUCGGGAGGAGAAAAACAACGUGUAGCGAUGGCUAGAUUAUUUUAUCACAAACCCCAAUUUGCUAUUCUGGAUGAAUGUACAAGCGCAGUGAGUGUAGAUAUUGAAGCCAUCAUGUAUGAGCAUGCUCGUAAAGUAGGCAUUACAUUGUUCACAGUGUCACACAGAACUUCAUUGAUUCGUCACCACGAAUAUCUUUUGCGUUUUGAUGGAGAAGGCCAUUAUGAAUUUAGAGAAAUGGAUCCUGAGGAUUUAACAUCCGCCUUUGGUUUUGGACACGGUAAAACCAAGCCUCAAAGCAAGAUGGAAGAAGAUAUUUAAUAUCACACAGCAUCCUCCUUCAUUUGACGUCAUUUUUUUUUUUUUUUUUUAAGAAAAAAGAAAGCUAUUUUUAUUGUAUCAAAAAAAAAAAAAAACUAUUGGCCAACUACAGACCUGUCG
This is a messenger RNA of Mucor mucedo, 2201 nucleotides long. Its product is annotated as ABC transporter transmembrane region 2-domain-containing protein. Bases 54 to 2081 code for a protein of 675 amino acids. NCBI's taxonomy places the organism in Eukaryota, Fungi, Mucoromycota, Mucoromycetes, Mucorales, Mucoraceae. Gene Ontology annotation, molecular function: ATP hydrolysis activity; long-chain fatty acid transmembrane transporter activity; ABC-type transporter activity. The record is from RefSeq and is a predicted model, not a curated record. The transcript is spliced from 16 exons. Gene Ontology annotation, biological process: very long-chain fatty acid catabolic process; peroxisome organization; fatty acid beta-oxidation. Gene Ontology annotation, cellular component: peroxisomal membrane.